AGGAGAUGGUAUAUAUAUACUAAAACCCUAGACGCUUCUCCUUUCAGCUGUCGCUCGUCUACUUUUACAAUCGGAGCUUCGACCUUCCAAACCUACCGGCGGCGAAAAUGGUUUUCAAGAGGUACGUUGAGAUAGGGCGCGUCGCACUUGUGAACUACGGUGAAGAUCAUGGAAAGCUCGUCGUCAUCGUCGACGUCGUUGACCAGAACAGAGCUUUAGUGGAUGCCCCUGAUAUGGAGAGGAUCCAGAUGAACUUCAAGAGGUUGUCUCUUACCGAUAUCGUGAUUGACAUUAACCGAGUGCCUAAGAAGAAGGCUUUGAUUGAGGCAAUGGAGAAGGCUGAUGUGAAGAACAAAUGGGAGAAUAGCUCAUGGGGUAGGAAGCUUAUCGUGCAGAAACGUAGGGCUAACCUCAAUGAUUUCGAUAGGUUCAAGAUUAUGUUGGCCAAAAUCAAGAAAGCUGGUGUUGUCAGGCAAGAGCUUGCUAAACUUAAGAAGGAGAUCACUGCUUAAUCAAAAGAUAAUAUUAUCUGCAAAUCUGUUUUUUGAUUUUGGAUUCGGUAAUUAGUGUUUUUUUGCAUGUUUCAAACAGUAUUAUGUGCUCAAGUAUCCCAUGUUUUGAAACCUUGUUUUGAAAGAUUUAGUUCUUGUUAUGUUAUCUUUUAAGUGACCAGUUUUUCUUAUUGCCUCU
Molecule: messenger RNA, 690 nt
Organism: Camelina sativa (false flax)
Lineage: Eukaryota; Viridiplantae; Streptophyta; Magnoliopsida; Brassicales; Brassicaceae
Product: large ribosomal subunit protein eL14y
Biological process (GO): ribosomal large subunit biogenesis; translation
Cellular component (GO): ribosome; cytosolic large ribosomal subunit
Molecular function (GO): structural constituent of ribosome; RNA binding
Source: RefSeq, a predicted model, not a curated record